AUGGUCCGCGUCUUCAUCACUGGCUCAACAGAUGGCAUUGGCCAAGCAGCCGCCAAGCUUCUCGCCGAGCAAGGCCAUCAAGUUGUUCUCCAUGCCCGUAACGCCGACAGAGCGGCUUCAGCCAAAGCCGCCAUCCCGAACGCCCACUCUGUUUUAGUCGGCAAUCUUUCGUCGAUCGACGAGACCAAGAAGCUCGCCAAGGAAGCCAACAGUGCUGGACCCUACGAUGUUAUCGUUCACAACGCAGGCAUCGGUUACGGCUCCACAGCUUCAAAGGAGAUCACCUCAGACAAGAUCUCAGCUGUUUUUGCCGUCAACACACUCGCACCUUAUAUUCUCACCUCUCUGAUGGAUAAGCCCACUUCGCGACUCCUGUUCAUGAGCUCGGAUAGCCACUACGGCGGUGACGAGACGCUAAAGAACGCAACGCAGUCGCACUCAUACGGCAACACAAAACUUCACGAUACGAUGCUUGCAAAGGCUUUUGCGCGACGGUGGACAGAUAUUCAGGUUCUUAGCAUGCAUCCUGGCUGGGUCAAGACAAAGAUGGGGGGCAGUUCGGCGCCAAUUACGCUCAGUGAACCAGCAAAAGCAUUGGCAAGCUGGGUUGCUGGAGAGGGAUCUCUGGUGAAAGCUACGUCUGGUGCUUUCGUAAUGACCAGUGGGGAAGCGAAACCUCAUCCGGGAGCGGACAAUCUUAGCAAGCAGGAAGAGUUGCUGGACAUCUGCAAAGAAGUUUCAGGUAUUUCAGUGCCAGAGGCUUAA
Molecule: messenger RNA, 765 nt
Organism: Fusarium coffeatum
Lineage: Eukaryota; Fungi; Ascomycota; Sordariomycetes; Hypocreales; Nectriaceae
Exons: 1
Coding region: 1-765 (254 amino acids)
Source: RefSeq, a predicted model, not a curated record